CUCCGCUGGCGCACUGCUCUAGAGAAAUAAUCAUAUGCGGUUGUUCGUUAGACGUUGGAAAUAGAAGCGGAGAUGGCCGCGAACCGGGUCGGGAGACGAUAUAAUAACAAAGUUCACUCACCGAGUAGAGGUGCUGGCCGGGACCCGGGACUAAGCGUACAGAAGAGACAAGCCCGCGUAACGGUAAAAUAUAACAGGAAAGAACUUCAGAGGCGCCUGGAUGUGGAGAAGUGGAUAGAUGCGGGUCUAGACGAACUCUAUUUAGGAAGGGAGGAGCACAUGCCAGAGGAGGUGAACAUUGACGAUUUGCUGGACCUGCCAAGUGACGAGGAGAGGACAAAGAGGCUGCAGGAUAUCCUCCAUACCUGUACCAACAGCACGGAGGCGUUCAUUAAGGAGUUGGUGUUGAAGCUUCACGGGCUGCAGAAACAAGAGGACCUCCACAAUGAUGGCAUUGAGCACGCUCAGCUCCACAUCUUCCCCAACCACCAGGGCUCCCCUGACACUGAAAUACAUUGAGAGAGGGAGAGCACCCCCUGCUGACAUGGACCAUGCUGGUCCUGCUUAAACCCACUACUGAGAAUCUUCAGUAUUUCAACAUUAACUGAAAUGCAUGCGGAGCAUCCAGAGAGAACUGCUGCAGUAUUCAGCAUGUAAAAUAUAUAAGAACAGCCCCCAGCCACGCAGACACACACCUACCUACUGACUUUUAGACUGAUUCUUAAUACCCGAUUUUAAAUGCCAAACCAGUUUAGAUGCAUGAACUGCAGUUUUGGGCUGUUUCCCUGCAGUGUCAGAAGCUUUCACCCACUUUCUUUAUGUGGUGGUGUUUCACACCCAGUGGUGUCUGUGAUGGAGGAGCCCUGGUUUGGAGACUCAGGCCAUACUGAUGGUACAGGCCACAAAGGGUCCGGUACCGUUUUUAGCUUCACAACCGAAACACAGUCUGUAAGGAAGGAAGUCUCAGUGUUCACCUGAGUCCAGUUUUCACCAGAAUUUCCACAUUCAGCCAUAGAAACAUUUUAUGUCUACAUAUCUGUUAGCCGUUUUUAUUAUUUUGUCAGGCAUAAAGCACAAUGUUUACCUGCUAUUAGAAUCUUCGAAUAGCUUUUCCUCAUAAGGCAAAAAAGUGUUUUGGUUGAAUCAAUAUAUUCCCUUUCUAUAUAUAUAUUCCAUUUCUAUGUUCUAUUGAGAGAAAUGUGUUCAACCUUGUGUCAGUCUUCAUUUUAUUGCGCUGAUAAACAUGUAGAGCAUAUUCUGCCCUUUAUUUGUUUAUUUUAACAAAUAGGUCAGACAAAGGUUUAAUUUUUUAAUGAAGCCAUGCACUGAAGCCAAGUAUGCAUGUAUAUGUUUGAAAGUACUGCAGAAUAUCCCAUCGCUCAAGGGGCAGAAAUACUCAGCUGACCCUCCUAAACAGACUUCAUAUGAAAGAAUUUUAAAAACCAUGAAACUCUAGUAUGCCAUUUUUUAAUUUUAUAGCUUAAGGUAAAAAGUUAGUUAAGCAGCCAUCAAUAACCAAACAUGCCCGUUAUUCUAGCAUGUGGUGUAAUGUCCUCAGGGCUUUUUCUACCCACGUUAUUAACCAACCAUUUUGCCUUUUUUUAAUUGUAAAUUUGAUAUGUGUCUAUUUGUUGCAAGACGUUGUCCCUGUUUCAAAUAAAGACUUAAAAUCUUGGUUUC
Electrophorus electricus (electric eel) is the source of this 1680-nucleotide messenger RNA. RefSeq names its product protein phosphatase 1, regulatory (inhibitor) subunit 14Ab (gene ppp1r14ab). Gene Ontology annotation, molecular function: protein serine/threonine phosphatase inhibitor activity. Gene Ontology annotation, biological process: regulation of phosphorylation. Gene Ontology annotation, cellular component: cytoplasm. The record is from RefSeq and is a predicted model, not a curated record. NCBI's taxonomy places the organism in Eukaryota, Metazoa, Chordata, Actinopteri, Gymnotiformes, Gymnotidae.